Molecule: messenger RNA, 980 nt
Organism: Gallus gallus (chicken)
Lineage: Eukaryota; Metazoa; Chordata; Aves; Galliformes; Phasianidae
Gene: SRP19
Product: signal recognition particle 19
Exons: 5
Coding region: 50-484 (144 amino acids)
Biological process (GO): SRP-dependent cotranslational protein targeting to membrane, signal sequence recognition; SRP-dependent cotranslational protein targeting to membrane
Cellular component (GO): signal recognition particle, endoplasmic reticulum targeting
Molecular function (GO): 7S RNA binding
Source: RefSeq, a predicted model, not a curated record
GGGAGGGUGGGUAGGCCUGGUCGUUAGCAGAGCGGUGCUGGUUGUUAGAAUGGCUGCGGCCGCUGCCGCCUCGCCGGCCGACAAGGAGAGAUUUAUCUGCAUUUAUCCAGCGUACUUGAACAACAAGAAGACAAUAGCAGAAGGAAGGAGGAUACCUAUAGACAAAGCUGUUGAAAAUCCCACAUCUACUGAAAUCCAAGAUGUGUGUGCAGCAGUUGGAUUCAAUGUGCUAUUAGAGAAAAAUAAGAUGUAUCCUAGAGAGUGGAAUCGUGAUGUGCAGUACAGGGGUAGAGUACGAAUUCAGCUCAAACAAGAUGAUGGCAAUCCAUGUUUACCUCAGUUUCCAACACGUAAAUCAGUGAUGCUGUAUGCUGCAGAAACCAUUCCCAAACUGAAAACAAGAACUCAAAAGAUGGGAGGUAGUGAUCAAAGUCUUCAACAAGGAGAGGGUGGCAAGAAAGGUAAAGGGAAGAAAAAGAAAUGACUCCACAUCUAAAAUAAGUGUAACGUCUAAUGGCUGUACUUGCAACAAAUACAGAUGGACACAUUACUUAAUGCAACUUUGAGGUGAAAGACAGAGGAACAAAAUAAACAGGUCAAGACAAAUAGAACUGCCUGCUUAUUUUAGAGCUGGAAUGUAUGUAACAAUAAAUCUAUCUUCACACACCCUGCAAGUCUGAAGCAACAUCCAGUUUGGAAGUGGAGCAACAUGAGCAAAUUGUGGACGGAAGAAUCAUUUUUUCCAAAAUGAAUAUGCAGCUUUUUAAAAAUAAUGAAAAGUCUUAUGCAGACUUAGAUAGGCAAACAGUUUUCAAGUUAGUUAACCAUUUAUCUGUGCUAGUUGACUGUCUUGACUCUGGAGGGUCUGUAUCACCAAUUAAAAAUGCAAAUCAGUGAAAUUAUGACUUUGUAAACUUCCCUUCCUAAUCAUCUUCCAUGAUUGUCAGUAUACUAAUAAAGGUGCAACAGUAAUUUUGAAA